UGAUGCAGCGGAGUUACGCUUCUUUGAGGAUUGGGGAAGGUCCUUAGGUUUCAACGGCUCAGUAAUCGCAAGGAUUUUGAGCUCGUGGUCUUGCUGUAAUUGCGCAAGAGCUGAUGCCGACGUCGGCACAGCUGAUGCAGAUUUACGCGUGGCUACCAUCGUGAGUAUGUUGUGUCGAAGUUGUUGCAGAUUGCACAAUGUGCAGAGAGUGGGGGGUGUUUGUUUUGGGCGAUACACGCGCCUUCUCGUAGGGCUGAACGCCGCGGCUAUUACCCAUCCGAGACUAGCCUGUGCCCUCAUUACAUCGAGUCCUAUGCUUCAAUCCUCUUCACUCCUACACCUCAACUAUGCCAUUUGGUAUUGACGAUGAUGAGUAUGUCGCAAAACUUCUUGCGCAAGAUGCCAAGAAGAUGAGCAAGACGUAUGACCUAGUUGGCCUGGACGCCUUCAACCCCAAGAGAUCUAGAGCGGGCGCACCAAAACCUAACACAAACUUCCUGCGACACAUCAUCCGCCAAACCGAUAGUCACAAUGCUGCACUGUUGGCGAAGGAGGCGGAGGAGUCAAGCUCGCGACUCAGGCAAAUGAAUCACGAAAGAGACAAGGAGCGCACAGAGGCGGUGGACAGGGCGAAGAGGAGGAUUGAAGAGCGCUUAAGCCCACCACCCAAAGACGACGACUCACAGAAACGACGCUCGAGGCGAAGAGACGAUCAUGACGAGGACGAGGCUGAUCGUAGAAAGGGUAAGAGGAGGGAGCAUCGAGAUGACCACCCAGACUCGCAUUCCAGACGGCAUAGGGACAGAAGUAGAGAGAGGCAUAGACAUAAAAGGCGGCACGAAGACAGUGACGACGAUCGAACAACAUACAAAUUGAGACGGUCGAGAGACCACCGGAGCGAUGGCCGUCGACAUCGUCACGAUAGUGAGGAAGAGGAUAGGAGGUCGCGCGACAAAUCAUCGCACGACCGGAGCCGCAGAAAACCAAGACCAUACUCAAGAUCUCCAACUCAAUCGCGGUCAAGAUCGCCUCGCCACAAGACCCACAGAAUGCGUGACCGGUCACGCUCGCCUAGACGCUCAUCGCGCAGCCCUAAGACAUCGCGUAGGAGUAAACAACGAUCAGCAACACCAGCGUCCAACUCUGAUCCACUCGAAGCCAUUGUUGGCCCCCUACCACCUCCGCCUGAACCUACUGUUCGCUCGCGUGGCCGAGGUGUCCUCAAAGCGAACUCCAUGGGGAUCGAGUCUCGCUUCUCCGCUAACUACAAUCCCUCCAUGGACAUGAGACCGGGUUCAGACGCCGAGGACGACUGGGGCGAAGCACUAGAGGUUAUGCGGGACCGCGAACGCUGGAAGCAGCAAGGCGCAGAUCGACUGCGCGCAGCGGGGUUCAAGGACGAACAAGUGAAGAAGUGGGAGAAAGGCGGUGACCCAAUGGAAGAGGAUGUGGUAUGGAGCAAGGAAGGACAGGAUAGAGAGUGGGACAGGGGCAAAGUCGUCGACGAAGAAGGAGACGUGGAACUGAAAGCGGAGUGGGGGAGGUUAAAGUAAGUCUUCGCCAUUGGCGAUGUGUAUUGGUA
Molecule: messenger RNA, 1582 nt
Organism: Macroventuria anomochaeta
Lineage: Eukaryota; Fungi; Ascomycota; Dothideomycetes; Pleosporales; Didymellaceae
Exons: 2
Coding region: 348-1553 (401 amino acids)
Source: RefSeq, a predicted model, not a curated record